AGCACUCACUCCACUCUGCUUUCUCUUUCAAUGUCUUCCUUCGUCUCCAAACAUCUUCUUCUACUGUUUUUCUUCUUCAUUUUCUCCAAUUUUCUUCCGGAGCUUCAUGCAGUUUCCACGGUGAAAACUUAUAUCUUUCGCGUCGACUCCGAAUCGAAGCCGUCCAUCUUCCCCACAAGCUACCACUGGUAUGGCUCCGAGUUCGCCGACCCGCUUCGGAUCCUCCACGUGUACGACACCGUUUUCCAUGGCUUCUCUGCGACACUAACUCCGGAGGAGGCCGACGCUCUCAGCAACCAUCCUGCGGUCCUCGCGGUCUUCGAGGACCACCGUCGUGAGCUCCACACGACACGUUCCCCGCAGUUCCUGGGGCUCCGCAACCAGCGCGGUCUCUGGUCUGAGUCCGACUAUGGAUCUGAUGUGAUCAUCGGCGUGUUCGACACUGGAGUCUGGCCCGAGCACCGAAGCUUUUCGGACCUCAACCUUGGGCCGGUACCUGCCCGAUGGAAGGGCACUUGCGAAAGUGGAGUGAGAUUCACUCCAAAGAAUUGCAACCGGAAGCUAAUCGGCGCCAGAUUCUUCUCCAAAGGCCAACAAGCUGGGGGUUCGAUGGGUCCCAUUGGUGCAAUCAAUGACACGGUUGAGUUUCGGUCUCCUCGAGAUGCUGACGGUCACGGGACUCAUACCGCCUCUACCGCCGCCGGCAGGUACGCCUUCAAGGCCAGCAUGUCCGGGUACGCCUCCGGGAUCGCGAAAGGCGUGGCGCCAAAGGCGCGACUAGCGGCGUACAAGGUGUGCUGGAAGGGUGCUGGCUGUUUCGACUCUGACAUUCUAGCCGCCUUUGACACCGCCGUUUCCGACGGCGUUGACGUCAUCUCGAUAUCCAUAGGAGGCGGUGAUGGCGUAUCAUCGCCGUACUAUCUGGAUCCAAUUGCAAUCGGUGCGUACGGCGCCGUUUCGAAGGGGGUAUUCGUGUCUUCUUCAGCUGGCAACGAUGGGCCUAAUGCUAUGUCGGUGACAAACCUCGCCCCAUGGCUCGUGACAGUUGGUGCUGGGACCAUCGACCGUAAUUUCCCUGCAACCGUUAUCCUAGCAGACGGACGGAAGAUCUCCGGUGUGUCCUUGUACGCCGGCGCGCCACUGAAUGGAAAAAUGUUCCCUAUUGUUUAUCCUGGUAGAACAGGGGCGCUCUCUGCUUCUCUUUGCAUGGAGCAUUCACUUGAUCCUAACAUAGUUCGAGGUAAAAUCGUAAUAUGUGAUCGGGGGAGUAGCCCCAGAGUGGCCAAAGGUUUGGUGGUGAAGAAAGCUGGUGGUGUAGGGAUGAUUCUCGCCAAUGGAAUUUCCAACGGGGAAGGGUUGGUGGGUGACGCUCAUCUGAUCCCCGCCUGUGCAGUCGGGUCCGAGGAAGGAGACGCACUGAAAGCCUAUGCUUCAUCCAGUAAAAACCCAACAGCCACCAUCAAUUUCGUAGGAACCGUCCUGGGAAUCAAGCCAGCGCCGGUCAUCGCUUCAUUUUCCGGUAGAGGACCAAACGGAUUGAACCCUGAGAUUCUAAAACCCGACUUGAUUGCCCCUGGUGUCAACAUUCUGGCUGCUUGGACGGAGGCGGUUGGGCCAACUGGAUUGGAUUCUGAUAUGCGUAGAACAGAAUUUAACAUUCUCUCAGGUACUUCAAUGGCUUGUCCUCAUGUUAGUGGCGCGGCAGCUUUGCUCAAAUCAGCGUACCCUGAUUGGAGCCCAGCGGCUAUACGAUCCGCAAUGAUGACCACUGCAAAUGUUGUGGACAACCGGAAUCAAUCCAUGAUCGACGAAUCCACCGGAAAGUCAUCAACCCCGUACGAUUUUGGUGCCGGGCAUCUCAAUCUCGGAAGAGCAAUGGAUCCAGGACUCGUCUACGACAUCACCAGCAACGACUACGUCAACUUUCUAUGCGCAAUCGGUUACGGCCCAAAGUUAAUUCAGGUGAUCAGUCGAUCACCCGUCAGCUGUCCUUGGAAAAAACCACUCCCCGAGAACCUCAACUACCCAUCAUUGGCGGCAUUGUUCUCAACCUCCUCAAAGGGACCAAAAAGCAAGAGGUUCUUCAGGACAGUGACUAACGUGGGUCCAUCCAACGCCGUUUACCGUGCAACCAUCGAGUCGCCCAGGGGAGUAAUAAUAACAGUAAAGCCGGCGAAGCUAGUUUUCGCGCCGACGGUGAGGAAACAGAGCUUCAUGGUGACAGUAACGACGAACACGAAGAACAUAGCGCUGGGACAAUCGGGUGCUCUGUUCGGGUCAAUAAGUUGGUCCGAUGGGAAACAUGUGGUUCGGAGCUCCAUUAUGAUAACCGAAAUAGAUCCGUUGUAAGCUCGAAAGUAGAAGUUGGAUCAUGUCGUUUUGAUCGACGAUGAAACAGGUGUUUGGAUAUUGGGUUUUAGUGUGACAAGUUUAAUUUGAAAAAGGAAAAAAAAAUAUAUAUAUAUAUAGUUAAAGAGUGAGUAAUUUAUUAGCAGGCAUAGUUUGCUUAACUUAAGCUGGUUUUUUUUUUUGAAGCUCUCUUCUUUCUGUCAUCGUCUUUUUGUUAUGUGUUUAUAAAGUGGAGAGAAGUUUAUAUAUAAACCCAAUGCAGUUUACGAGA
Carica papaya (papaya) is the source of this 2620-nucleotide messenger RNA. Its product is annotated as subtilisin-like serine protease 2. Gene Ontology annotation, biological process: proteolysis. Gene Ontology annotation, molecular function: serine-type endopeptidase activity. Lineage: Eukaryota; Viridiplantae; Streptophyta; Magnoliopsida; Brassicales; Caricaceae. The record is from RefSeq and is a predicted model, not a curated record.